Messenger RNA from Hemicordylus capensis (graceful crag lizard), 3449 nucleotides. RefSeq names its product transmembrane protein 64 (gene TMEM64). The record is from RefSeq and is a predicted model, not a curated record. The coding region runs from base 628 to 1758 and encodes 376 amino acids. The transcript has 3 exons. NCBI's taxonomy places the organism in Eukaryota, Metazoa, Chordata, Lepidosauria, Squamata, Cordylidae.
UGGGCGGCCCGACCCCUCCCCUCGCCCCUCCCCUUCGCAUCUCUCGUCUGUGUGUACUCGGCCGCUGCCCCCGGGCUUCUUCUUUGCCACAUCGGCGACCACGGCGUCCUCCGCCGCCUCCUCCUCGGCCCCCGCUCGCUCGCUCCCCCUGCCCUCGCGCUUGGAAGGAACGCACACAGCGGGGCGGUCCUUCUUGCCAGAGCCGACUCCGCGGCGGGGCCUUUGGAGCGCCCAGACGACAUGCCGCGCCGCAGCCGUUGCCUCGGCUGCUGCUCAGUCCCGGCACGCCCGCCCUGCCCAGGCCGCAGCUGCCGACUCCGCCAGUUUUUCGCAGCGGCUGCCGCUCUUUAACCAGCGGCUGGAAGGAGCUCUGCGGGGGUCUCGUCGCCCGGCCGUUGAGGAGGGAAGGAAGAAAGGGCGCGCGCGCUGCGCCUCCUCCUCCACCUCACAGCCUCUCCUUCGGUUUCCCUCGGCGGGGCAGCGGCAGCAACGGCGGCGGCGCCGGCGGCGAUGAGUGAGCGGCCGCCUCUUGCGGAGCCGGGAAGGCGCAGCGCUCCCUCGACCUCCGCCGGCCGGCGGCGUCUCCUCCUCCUCCUGUUGUCCUCCUCGUUGCCUUAGACCCCGGCGAUGUGGAGCUCCUGGGCGGCCGCCGUGCUGCAGCUGCUCUCUCGGGCGACCAAAUACGCCUUUGCCCCGGGCGCCCGGCAGGACCUGAGCCGAUGGCUGCCUCGGCUCGGGGCUGCUGCUGCUGCUGGAGAGCCGGGCGAGGCGGCGACGGGAAGGGGAGCCGGAGCGGGGGAAGCAGCCGGCGCGGCAGGGCCGCUGUUUGAGGAGCGGAACGGGCUCUAUUACCAUUACCACCCUCCUGCGUCGGCGGAGAUCCUGCUGUGCCAGCUGCCCGAGCCGGGGCCCAUCUUAGCCGAGGGCAGCAGGACGUGGCACUGCUCGGGCUGCCUGCUGGGCACUUGCUGGUGCAAGAGUUGCCUGAGCGUGUGCUUCUUGGCGGCCCUCUGCUUCGCCUCGCUGGCCCUGGUGCGCCAAUACCUGCGGGACCUGAUGCUCUGGGCCGAGAGCUUGGACAGCCUGGCCGGCGUGCUGCUCUUCACCGUGGGCUUCAUCGUGGUUUCUUUCCCUUGCGGCUGGGGCUACAUCCUGCUCAACGUGGCGGCCGGCUACCUCUACGGCUUCGUGCUGGGCAUGGGCCUCAUGGUGCUGGGCGUGCUCAUCGGCACCUUCAUCUCCCAUGUGGUCUGCAAGAAGCUGUUGGCGCGAUGGGUGCUGGCCAGGAUCCAGGGCAGCGAGAAGCUCACCGCUGUCAUUCGCGUGGUGGAAGGAGGGAGCGGCCUCAAGGUGGUGGCCCUGGCCAGGCUCACCCCGAUACCCUUCGGGCUCCAAAAUGCCGUCUUCUCUAUCACAGAUCUCUCAUUACCAAACUACCUGAUGGCUUCUUCCAUUGGAUUGCUUCCAACUCAGCUCUUAAACUCCUACUUGGGCACCACUUUGCGCACUAUGGAGGAUGUUAUUGCAGAACAAAGUGUUAGUGGCUACUUUGUGUUUAGUUUACAGAUUAUAAUAAGUAUAGGCCUCAUGUUCUAUGUUGUCCACCGGGCUCAAGUGGAACUGAAUGCAGCCAUUGUCGCAUGUGAAAUGGAAAUGAAGACAUCACUGGUUAAAAGCAGUCAACCAAGCAACAGCAGUUCAACAUUUUGCAACAAGAGGACGCUUACAUUUUCUGGAGGAGGAAUCAAUAUUGUAUGACUCCCUUCUAACCUCCCAAAGUAUUACAUUAAAGUCUUGUGAACCUGAAUAACCUAACUUGUUGCCUAGACAGUUUUCUGGACUUCUCAACAAGACUUAAAUCCCAAAAUGACUGGAGGAUGUGCUCUGGUAAACCAGCCUGAUGGUUUUAGUUGCACAAUGGAUGGAGUUUUGUGAGGUUCAGUAGGUGGCUAAGUAACCAUAAAUGUAGAUGCAAGUCUGGCUGCACCUUUUGUUGUUAUACUUGUCAUGGCCUGUAGUCUGCACUUUAGAUUUUGUUUUGUUUGCUUCUACAGACUGAGAAAAAUACCCUCAAAGCAACUACUUUUAGCUUAGCAUUAUUUAUAAGGCUGACUAAUAAUAUACAGUAGAUCUUUAAUGCUGGUGAACAAGUGUAAAGUAUGCAACUUCAUGUACAGUAUUCUUGAAUGUGCUUAGCUUUCAAAAUAUUUCCAGAAAAGAGUAUGCUCUCCACAAGCGGAGGGUAGCCAGCACAAAGAAGGUCCUGUUUUCAGGGCUGAGAAAGCAAGAAAAGCACUUCCUGAGGAGGAGGAGGGAUUUCUCCUGUAUCCAGUCAUUUUCCUGUCUGUGACAGGGAACAGGGUUUUCCUCAUGGCUCUUUGGGAUACCUGCUGAAAAGAAAAGGGUGGUGGGGUGGUUUUGCGAUUUCAGGGACCAUUUGGCUUCCCUUAUCUAGUUUUUGUCUAAUUUGGGCAGGGGUGGGGUGGGUAGAGAGAACAUCUUAUAUAAAUCCUUAGUUGAAUGUAUUUUUGUAAGCCACUGAAAUCUUGUGGAGCCAUUCAUAACUUUUGACAUAAGUUUUAAAUCCUACAUUGUGGGACUGAAGUGCUCUUAUAUAACAUUUUGAGUUACACUGUGUAAUAUGCAAAGUAAAAGGGAAACUACAGAGUACUUAAUAGUUUGUGGCAAAUAGCAGCCUGGAAGAGAACUUGCAUGUGAAAUGCAAGUAUCCGACCUGGCUUUACCAUCUUUGUGAGUAUCAAAAGGGCUCUUCCAUCACAAUCCCAUUUCUUGCUCAUUUAUAAAAAGAGCUUUAGGUAGCGUUGAUUAAAUUCACUUUGAUCUGCGCACCAUAAGACUUACAGAAUAGGAGGAACUGAAUCUCUCUGAAAACACUACGGUACUAAUGCAUCACGUGGCCUUUAUUUUAUAGGGAAGACCUUUUGGUUUUUCUUUAAUAAAAGCUUUAAAAAUAAACUCAAUUCCUCCCUAAUACACCUUCCUCCGAUUAUCAUAGGAUCCUCUUCUGAUACAAGUUUUGUGCAGUACUUUGUGAAGAUUGUAUUUGUCCCUUCUCAUUUGUUUUGAAACAUUUGCAAAAAUGAGGAAAAGACAGGUUUUCCAUCAAAAAAAAAAAUGACUAGAAGUGUCUUAGAGGCUCAGGAAUCUGUAAAAAUUUUAAAGAAUAUAUUUCAUAUGAUGUGAUGGUGAUCCUUCUGUGGAGAGUCCCAGUUGCUUCACGGGUUUGAAUGAGCUGGAAUAAGCCUAACUGUGCUUGUGUGUGUCAGUACCAUAAUUCCUUACAGAUACAUAUUUGUAUUCCUGAUUUAUGUUUUCACAAAAAUGCUUCAUAGCAGUUGGAACCAGCACAAAACUACUUCGAACUCGAUCUUAUUUUUUUGUCUGCAUUUUUAUUUGUUCUGAAAAAUAAAGUACACUUCUGGCUCUUA